This is a messenger RNA of Linepithema humile (Argentine ant), 3110 nucleotides long. It is a transcript of the gene noc, whose product is annotated as no ocelli. Gene Ontology annotation, biological process: negative regulation of DNA-templated transcription. NCBI's taxonomy places the organism in Eukaryota, Metazoa, Arthropoda, Insecta, Hymenoptera, Formicidae. Gene Ontology annotation, cellular component: nucleus. The record is from RefSeq and is a predicted model, not a curated record.
CGUCGGAUGGUGGGUAAGGGAACGAGAGGGGCGGAGAGGGGGCGAGUAGAGAAGUUCGCGUUGCGCCUCUAGACGGCGCAGGAAUAGCACUCCUCUCACAGCCGGAGAGCGACUACGCUCGAGAGAGCGCCGCACUAUUUUCCCGGAUUUCGUGCAGUACGCGUCGUCGUUGUCGAUACGUGUGUGGCCCCCGCGCGAGAGGCCGUGAUCGAUUCCCUCCGACGGAGACGAAAUUCGUGCGUACCGCGGAUCCCUCUCGGAGGUCCUGCCGGUCGGGCCCGACGCGAGACGGUUUUUCGUGCCCGAGUGUAAAAAAAACGAGGGAAGACAAAGAUCGCCCUCCGUUGGUUUGCAGUGCAGUGAGAUUUAUUAGUGGUAAAACCAAAUGGUUGUGCUCGAGGAAGGCGGUAUGCUGACCACUGGACACAAUCAGUAUUUACAGCCGGAUUAUCUUUCUCCGCUUCCAACUACGUGGGAUCAUCCGUUCGUGGUCCGACGGAACGCGGACGAACAGAGAAUGACUCACUUGGACGCGAAGAAGAGUCCGCUGGCGUUGUUGGCACAAACAUGCAGCCAAAUCGGGGCUGAUUCACCGACGAAGCCGCUCAUCUCGCCCCUGGAGAAGAGCUCGAAGAGCAUAAACAUCGCUGCGAACGCAAAGUCGCCGCCAGCCGCGAAGCUGGAGCGCAACACGCGCAGCAGUCCGACGGACGGCAAGCCGCUGGCGUUCAAGCCGUACGAGACGAACGUCGUGACGAAGAAGAGCUCGGACGAGGGCAGACCCACGUCCAAGGCUAGUGUGCACAGUGUCAGUGGUCAGGAUAGUGUGAGUGCUAGUGAUAGCGCGCAUCCCGACAAAAAAUCGUCGGGCAAUCGCACGCCGGUGAGUCGGAAGUCGGCGUCGCCGAGCGGCCAAGCGACGGCGACGGCCACCAGCGUCACGCCGUCGGUCGAUCGCAAGACCCCGGCCGACCGCGAGAAGAUUGACGGUUCGCCGCGAAGCAACAGCAACAACAACAGCAACAGCAGCAGUAGCAGCAACAACAACAACAACGGCACCAGUCCGAUUAUCCGAUCCGGAAUGGAGAUUCUUUCGGGCGCGCACACAAAGGACGCCAAUCUGGCCGCUUACAAGCCGGGUCUCGCAGGAUUCACCGGCAAUCCUCUGUGCUGCCCGCCGGGUCUGGCCGAGAAUCCAGCCUUCAGGCCGCCUUUCGCCGGCGCGUCGCCGUUCUCGCAUCAUCAUGCCGCGGCAGCGCUGCUCGGCUAUCCGUCGGCCAGCCCGACGGCCGGCGGCAAUCCUUACUUGAGUUACGCUCGCGUCAAGACUCCGGCCGGCGGCGAAGCCCUCGUGCCAGUCUGCAAGGAUCCUUAUUGCACCGGCUGCCAAUACAGCAUGCACAGCGCGCAGAUCAUGAUGGGCGCGGGAAGUUGUCCGAGCGGCUGCACCCAGUGCGAUCAUCAGAAGUACGGUCUGGCCAUGGCACUGUCGUCUCUCGGCCCGAUGCCGCCCCCGUCGCUGUCCUAUCCGUCCACGCUGGCCGGCGGCAGGCCCUACGUCUGCAACUGGAUCGCCGGCGAGUCGUACUGCGGCAAGCGGUUCACCACGUCGGAGGAAUUGUUGCAACAUCUACGUAGCCACACGAGCCUGACCGGCGGUGAUCACGCGGCCUCCGCGGCGGCCCUGCUCGGCAAUCCGCAUCCGCAUCCGCUGCUGUCGCCGUCGACUACGCUCCAUCGUCCCGGCGGCGGCGCCUAUCCGGCGCCGUCGCUCAGCCCGCUCAGCGCACGGUAUCAUCCGUACGGCAAACCGCCGACGGGCCCGCUGCCGGCCUCGCUCGCCGCCUCGCCGUACAGCGCUUUCAACGCCUUAGGACCGUAUUAUUCACCAUAUGCGGUUUACGGACAAAGAAUCGGCGCCGCGGUACACCCGUAAGAUGGGCCAUGUCCCGUGGGACGCGUAGGAUUUUCCGGAGGAGAACUCUCUUCCGCCCUUAUUAUCUGUCUCUUUUUUCUUCUCAGUGUACAGUUGGAGAAUGUGCAAAGAUUAACGUGCAGAGACGGGCAUCGGCCGUCUGAGAGAGACUGUUGUGUAAAUAGCCGCUGUGUACAAUACAAAUUUAUUUAAAAGAAUUCUAUAUAUGUAUAUAUACAUAUAAAUAUAUGUGUACAUUGAAGAUUAUAAUUAAAGUUUAUGAAACAACUUGACGGUGUAACGUUGCAUCGCGAGACCAUUCUCUUGCGGAACUUCUAUAAUACGAGAGUAAUACGCAUCUCUGUUGAAAAAAAAAAAAAAAAAAUAUAAUAAAAUCCGGUUACCAUAUAGGGAAGGAGCUACAUGCCAGCUGUAAGUUAAAACAUUGUCGCUAUUUGCUGGGCGGACAAGAGCCUCACUUUCACGCGAGAAAUUUCUGAUCGCGCUUCCAAACGUAUGUCAGCCACCUUUGAAUUCUUUCGGCGCUUACAAACGGUUAGCCCCUCGCCGCGUACAUCAUCCUCGCCCUCACAGGCGACAUUAAUCGGUUAUUCGAUGUAUGGACGUAUGUCUGUGAAGAUUGUAAAGUGCGUAUUACACGACAAACACUGUGUAUGUUUUCCGACGCUCCGCAAAUGCGAGCCUCUCAUGCUAGAUGCGUUCGAUAGCGCGGCACCGACGGUCGCGCGUAUUCUAUAUGUCCAUGAUAUAACUGUGAUAUUACGCUACUUUUUCGAGAAAACGAUCGGUGGGAAAGGAAUAUUAUUGACGGAUAUCGAUGGUAUCGCCGAGGUAAAAUAUAACGUUGUAAUUUAUUAUCAUCAGUUAUGUAAGACAAACAUACGAAUGCCGUUGCAGCGAACAGAAAUAAAAUUUAUUUCGAGAAAUGUUUUAUCUGUUUAAUCAUUCUUUUUUUUUUUUCUUCGAAAUUUGAUAAUCGCACAAGACGAAUCUUCGAUCAGGGUAUACCCGAGAGCGUAUCAGAUCGCAUCACAUCGUCUCACAUUGUCGAAUAGAAUGUUCUAAUAGAAGCACACAUGAUGUACGAUACGCAUUAUCUGCGUUGUAAAUAUUUCUUGUAAAUAUCGUUGAGUUUCCAUACCGCUUUAAUAAAAACAAUGUUUGUAGAAUCAUC